This is a messenger RNA of Malus domestica (apple), 1179 nucleotides long. Lineage: Eukaryota; Viridiplantae; Streptophyta; Magnoliopsida; Rosales; Rosaceae. The record is from RefSeq and is a predicted model, not a curated record.
AUGGUGGCUUUGGUUUCCGAGGAGGAAGCAGACGCCAAGAGAAACAUGGAGGAGAAGCUGUUGCAUCUUGGAGCAAGCGUUGGAGGACUUGGAAUGGCAGAUCUGGCGAGCCGAAAUUCUCUUGAUUGUGAGCUCGAGAUGCUGACUCUACAGCAGUUGCCGCUUUGGAUGGUCCCGCACCUUACUUCAUUUGUGGGAAGAGUGAAGGGAGCUAUCCCAUAUAUUCUUGGGUUUACAAUCCAAGUGCUCAUCGGGUGCAACUCUAUCAUGAUCAAGAGCGCAUUCAGAGCUGAUAUGAAGUUUACUGUGUUUUUAUGUUAUAAAAACACAGUAGCUUUGUGUGCUCUACUUAUAGCGGCACUCUACAGCAGACAGAGACCUCCUGUUCCCAAGGGUCGUCUCUUAGCUUGGAUCAUGUGCUUGGCCGUAUUCGAGCCAUUUUUGGGGCAACUUGCUGUGUUUGCUGGACUACGGUUCACGCCGGCCAGUUUCUCUAGUUGUAUUAUCGCAGUUGGCCCGGCCUUGACAUUCAUAGUCUCGUGGUAUCACGGGUUGGAGACGGUCCACAUCCAUGAGAGACCUAGUCAAGCAAAAUUGCUGGGGGUGUUGAUGGUGAUUGGUGGAGCCAUAGUUGUGAGUCUGAUUGAUGGCCCCACCAUUACCAUUGCGCAUGCCUCCACUAGCAGUGGCCACCCUUACAAGCUAUCUAAUAAUUGGGUGAGAGGUCCACUGUUAGUCGGGAUUUCAGUUAUUCUUUCGGUUUGCUACAACUUGUUGAUGCAAGAGACUACUACGAAGUACCCUGACUUCCCAUUAGUUUGGCUUAAUGCAUACGUUGUCGCCAUUGGAGCGCUGAUGGACACUAUAGUGGCCGUCGCGCUUACUGGGAGGACUACAUAUGCAUGGAUGCUGGGUUUGAACGUGAAGCUGGCAUGCUACCUAUACUCGGGUGUGGUGGUUUCUGCAUUCACGGCAUGGCUACAGAGCCGGGUGAUCCGGAUGAGAGACGCGGUCUUUUUGACCUCCUUUAGUCCCCUAGCCACCGUUGUUGUAAUGGUAAUAGGGUUUACAAUACUAAAGGAAGAACUUGACAGUGGGAGCAUUGCUGGAGGUGGUGUUAUAGUGAUAGGCCUUUUCGUUUUCCAUUGGGGCAGGAGGCAGCCAGCACCCGACGCGUAG